GCAACGCCGAAAGAGGACGACGCCGCUGCCGUCGCCGUCGCCUCUGAACCUGUGAUAGAACACCAGCAAGGCAGCAGCCGUGUGUGCGAUGAGUGCUUGCCGAGAACAGAUGGGCGCUAAAGUGCAGGGCUGAAAGGAGAGAGAGAUACAGGCUACAGGGAUGUAGCUAGGGGGUUAUAGAAAUUUAGGCCAGAGAAAAAAAAAAGAACGGCGCCGGCUCGGGGCAGGCACCAUGCUGGUGGUCUGGUACAAAAAAGAGGCCAGGCUCAGGCUGCAGCUCCGCCACAGAUAACAGCCUACUUGCUUGCUUCAGCUGGCUAGCCGGUAGCGCCUCUCUCACGGCCUCGCCUCACCCCACCUCACCUCAUCAGGGUUCUCGAGUUCUUUAGGUAGCUCUGGUCUGGCCAGGUGACUGCAGCUGGUCGAUUGCCUGCCUCAGCAGAUCAAGUGCCAUGGAGGAAGGCUCCGGAGGGAGAGCUCCUUCCACUCCUCAACUGCUAAACCUCAUCCGAGGCGAGGGAGAAUGGAAGGUGGUUAGGGAGGCAGCAGAUGGAGGGAGAUCGUCAAGAACCACCGCAUGCUCUGAAGCCGAGGAGGACACGAAGCUGGAGCUGAAGCUCGGCCUCCCUGGUGUCCAAGAGGAGGAGAGACCAGCCGGCCCCAGAGAGAAGAUGCAGCAAGGACAGGAGAGCUGCACGGCACUCUCCCUUGGUUGCUUCCCAUCACAUUCGAGGCUCGCCACUAGCACUGCUACUACCACAGGGGCAAAGAGAGGAUUCUUGGCCACCGUUGGUGCCAAGGCAGAAGGUUGUAAUCAGAGGCACCAGGACAGGCAAGGGUGUGGGAACGAGUUAGCAUUGGCAGAUGAAAACGUGGCAGGUGAGAGGAAGAAAGGGUGCUGCCCCCCGUCGUCGUCGCAUGACUCGGCUGCUGGGCCUGUGCGCAGCAGCAGCAAUCUCCACCAGGGGAGAGGUGCUGUUCUUCCAGUGGUCGGUUGGCCUCCAGUCCGGGCCAUCAGGAGAAACCUCACAAAUGGCAGUUCAUCUAAGCAAUCCCCUGACCGGCAAAAUGAUGAAGCUGGUGACAAGGCGAAGCUCACCUGCAAGAGGAGCCCGCUUGUCAAAAUAAACAUGGACGGCAUCCCCAUUGGAAGGAAAAUAGACCUCGCAGCAUACGACAACUUUCAGAAGCUGUCAUCUGCCGUCCAAGAGUUGUUUUCUGGCUUUCUUGAAGCUCAGAAGGACUUAGACUGUACUCGAAGUGGAGAACAAGGAACGGAAGAGAAACUAUUUUCUGGGUUAUUGGAUGGAAAUGGCGAAUACACUUUAGUUUAUGAAGACGAUGGAGGGAGCAGGACACCAGUUGGGGACCUACCAUGGAAUGUAUUUGUUUCUACGGCUAAGAGGCUGAGGGUUAUGAAAAGUUCAGAGCUUCCCCAUGGCAUUGUAAGUAUAGUGCAGAUUCAAGCUGUCUUUGGUUUCCCUGAUUAAAACUACCUCUGGGAGGGCAGCAGAUCAUUAAUAUGAGGCCAGUCGUCCUGCCAUUGGAUCAUGCAAGCUGUUUCAAUCACCGGCUUCCUUCAGAUGACUCUUUUUCGCUUGUAGAGAUAUCUAAUAAGAUAAAUGUUAGCAUAUUACAGAUGCCUAAGUGCACUGCAUAUUUUGUAAUUUUCCUUGCUAUUUCAGAUAUAGCUAUGCAACAUGAUCUAGUAGGAUUGCUAAA
This is a messenger RNA of Panicum hallii, 1722 nucleotides long. RefSeq names its product auxin-responsive protein IAA18-like. Gene Ontology annotation, cellular component: nucleus. Gene Ontology annotation, molecular function: protein binding. Lineage: Eukaryota; Viridiplantae; Streptophyta; Magnoliopsida; Poales; Poaceae. The transcript has 7 exons. The record is from RefSeq and is a predicted model, not a curated record. Gene Ontology annotation, biological process: regulation of DNA-templated transcription. Bases 453 to 1490 code for a protein of 345 amino acids.